This is a messenger RNA of Rhea pennata, 1959 nucleotides long. RefSeq names its product ALG2 alpha-1,3/1,6-mannosyltransferase (gene ALG2). NCBI's taxonomy places the organism in Eukaryota, Metazoa, Chordata, Aves, Rheiformes, Rheidae. The record is from RefSeq and is a predicted model, not a curated record. Bases 24 to 1247 code for a protein of 407 amino acids. Gene Ontology annotation, molecular function: GDP-Man:Man(1)GlcNAc(2)-PP-Dol alpha-1,3-mannosyltransferase activity; alpha-1,3-mannosyltransferase activity. The transcript is spliced from 2 exons. Gene Ontology annotation, cellular component: endomembrane system.
GGGGCAGGCGGCUGGCGGCGGCCAUGGCGGCGGCGGGGAAGGGCCCGUCCGUGCUGUUCCUGCACCCGGACCUGGGGCUGGGCGGGGCGGAGCGGCUGGUGGUGGACGCGGCGCUGGCGCUGCAGGCGCGCGGCUGCCGCGUGCAGAUCUGGACGGCGCACUUCGACGCGACGCGGUGCUUCGCGGAGGCGCGCGGCUUGGCGGUGCGGUGCGCUGGCGGCUGGCUGCCACGCAGCCUGGGCGGCCGCGGGCACGCGCUCUGCGCCGCCCUGCGCAUGGUCUUCGCGGCGCUCUACGUCCUGCUGCUCAGCGGCGAGGAGGUGGACGCCUUCGUCUGCGACCAGGUGUCUGCUUGCAUUCCAAUACUUAGACUGGCCAGAAACCGUAAGAAGGUUUUGUUUUACUGUCACUUCCCUGAUCAGCUUCUGACGAAGAGAGAAUCUUUUCUAAAACGCAUCUACCGAAUUCCACUUGACUGGCUGGAAGAAUACACAACUGGCAUGGCAGACUGCAUUGUUGUCAACAGCAAAUUCACUGCGAGCGUGUUCAAGGACACAUUUAAGUCCUUGUCUCACAUAAACCCAGAGGUCCUCUACCCAUCACUCAACACCAAAAGCUUUGAAACAAUAGUUCCUGCAGACAUAGCCGACCUGAUACCCAAAAAGAAAAAAUUCUUGUUUCUUUCCAUUAAUAGGUAUGAGAGAAAAAAGAAUCUAGCAUUGGCUCUGGAAGCUUUGCAUGAGCUUCGUGGGAGACUUGAUUCUCAUGAGUGGAAUGAAGUUCACCUGGUUAUGGCAGGUGGCUAUGACAAAAGAGUUCUGGAAAAUGUGGAGCACUAUGAAGAGCUGAGGAGUAUUGCGACCAAGCUUAAUGUUAGCAAUCAAGUGACUUUCCUGAGAUCGUUCUCAGAUGAACAGAAAAUCUCUCUUCUUAGUAACUCUGUGUGUGUGCUUUACACACCAAGUGAAGAACACUUUGGCAUUGUACCUCUGGAGGCAAUGUAUAUGAGGUGUCCAGUUAUAGCAGUUAAUUCAGGUGGUCCCUUAGAAUCAAUCUUGAAUAAUGUUACAGGAUUUUUGUGUGAUCCUCUGCCAACACAAUUCUCUGAGGCCAUGGAAAAAUUUGUGAGAGAUCCUCUCUUAAAAGACACAAUGGGAGCAGCUGGGAAAGCCAGAGUUAUGGAAAAUUUUUCAUCAGAAGCAUUCACAGAACACCUGUACCAAUAUAUAUGCAGAUUGAUACAGUAAAAUUAUAUUUCUGUAUUACAUUUUACAGCUUUGUAUAUUUGAUCUUUAUAGGGGAUCAAUAUUCAGUGUGACUGUGAUGAAGAACACUGAAUAUGUGUUUCUUUGUUUUACUGCUCAAUACAAAAAGCAACAAACAAAAAAGCUCCUGCUGUUUUAUUAGAAAGGUCACAUGAGGGGCUGAUUUGCCAUUAUACAAGUUCUGUGUGCUGUGCCUGGAAAAAUGCAUAGUUCAAGUCGCAUUGACUUGCAAGAUUAUCACACAUUUUACUACUGUAUAGUAUGGCUAAUUCAAUUUAGAAAAUGCAAUCUUGUACAAAUAAGACUUGGUAUUACUGUACAGCUUUAUUUUUUUCUGUAAAGCUGCCUUUCAAAAUUUCAUUUUUAUUAGUUUGUAAAUAAAAGAGUUGUUAUGGAAAAAAUUGCACAAUCCAAUCGACUGCAUGUCUAAAAAAAUAAACAACAUCCUUAAGGAUAUGAAUGGUGUGAUCUUAAAAUAAUUGGCCUUUUACUGUACUAUUCUCCCAGAAUUGUUCUGUUUAGUCACACUGGGAAUAGCACACAACUGUUUGAGCAGGAGGAAGCUGAGAAAAGAAUAAAGCCAAGGACAUCAGAUUACCUGGGACAAAAAUAUUAGUUAAUGUGAUUGAAUUCUACAUUUAUGCAGAUUAUCUGCUAUGCCUAAGGAUGUAAUUUUAUUUUAACAAUUUCUGGU